GUGAGCUACACCAUUGAGCAACGAGGGAGAUCAUUAAAGCACAUUGAUAAUGGGGAAGAAACAGAAAAAUAAAGGAGAGGAUAGUGCCAAAGACGAUGGCAUUGAUAUUGAUGCCUUAGCUGCGGAGAUUGAAGGUGCCGGUGCAGCCAAGGAACAAGGCAAAGGGAAGGGGAAGAAAGGAAAAAAAGCAGGAAAAAAAGACGACUUCGAUGAAGACGACAUCCUGAAAGAGCUGGAGGAAUUAUCGCUCGAAACUCAAGGAGCACAACCCAACAAAGAACCGAAAUCGGACUCACUCGAAGAGGCGGAACCCGAGCCCGCUCUCACCAAGGCGGAGAAGAAGAAAGCCAAGAAGGGGAAGAAGGCGAGCUUGGACGAUGAGGACGGUGAAGAAGCUGAAAGUCAAGGCAACCUGGAAAACGACCACGGGCAGAAAGACAAGAAGACGAUGGCGCCUCCCCCUGCUGCUGCUGCUGCUUCAGACUCUGAGGACGAGGGCUCCAGACCACAGAAGAAGGCCAAGGGCAACAAAAAAGGCAGGAAAAAGGCCGGCUCUGACUCGGAGGAGGACGAGGAUGGAGGUGCGAGGAAAGGAGAGGGUGGUGGAGGUGGCGAGGACGAGGAGGACGAUUCGGACGACGACUCCCAGGUCAGACGAAAAGCCCAGAAGCAGAAGGGUAAAGGGAAGGCGAAAGCGGACAGCGAGGACGAGAAAGGAGCAGACGAGGAAGACGGCACCUUCAAGAUAAAGACGGCGGCUCAAAAAAAGGCCGAGAAGAAAGAGCGGGAGCGCAAGAAGAAAGAGGAGGAAAGGGCCAAACUGAAGAAACAGAGAGAGAAAGAAGAGGAGGCGGCCAAGAAAGACGAGAGCAAAAAGAGCGAGCCAGUUGCUGCUACGCCCUCUACAGAAACCAAAAAGUUAGAAACCGCUGUGUCAGAGGAGCAGGAUGGAGCUGAUGCCCAAGGAGAGGAGGAGGGCGAAGGAGACAAGAAGAAAAAAGAUAAGAAAAAGAAGAAAGUAGAGGAGAAAGAAAAGAAGAAGGGACCAAGCAAAGCCACGGUAAAGGCCAUGCAGGAGGCCCUGGCCCGGAUGAAAGAGGAAGAGGAGCGAGCCAGGAAAGAGGAAGAGGAGAGGCAGCGUCGCUUAGAAGAACUGGAAGCCCAGAGACUUGAACAGGAACGGCUGGAGGCGGAGAGAAAGGAGAAGAAGAAACAGAAGGAUAAGGAAAGGAAAGAGAGGUUGAAGAAAGAGGGGAGGCUGCUGACGAAGGCUCAGAAGGAAGCCCGGGCCAGAGCCGAGGCCACUCUCCGCAUGCUACAGGCUCAGGGUGUUGAAGUGCCAUCCAAAGACUCAAUGCCAAAGAAAAAGCCUGUUUACUCGAGGAAAAAGAAGCCAACCGUACAAUCACCUGAGGAGACUUCUGAAGUGACAUCACCUACAUCAGAGACGGCAGAGCCAAUCGUGAGUGAGAUGGAGGUGGAUGCCCCAAAAGCAGAACCAGGUAACCAGGAGCCGGCAGAUCUGGAUGACUGGGAAGCCAUGGCCAGUGAUGAGGAGAAGGGUACGGCCGUGGUUUGGUCGUCAUUUAGGCGAUUUUCCUUUGUGUUGCUCCUGUGCACAGAUAUGAAAAAAGUCCACAUCGAGGUAAAGGAAACGUCCCAGGUGUCCGCCUCUGUCCCAGACGCCGAGAACGGCAGCGAGGAGGAGGAAGAGGAAGAAGAAGAGGAGGAGGACGACGAGGAGGAGGAGGAAGAAGAGGGUGAGGAAGAGAGCGAAGGAGAUGAGGAGGAGGAAAAAGAGACUGCUAAGAAGAAAGCAGGCAAAGAGAUGAGCUCAGACUCCAGCAGUGAGAGUGACUCUGAUGACGGGCGCACUAAAGAGGAGAGGAUGUAUGACAAAGCCAAGAGACGCAUCGAGAAACGACGACAGGAAAACCUGAAGAACAUCAACCUGGACGAGCUGCGGUCUCCAGUGGUGUGUGUUCUGGGUCACGUAGACACAGGGAAGACCAAAAUCCUGGACAAGCUGAGACACACACAUGUCCAGGACGGCGAAGCGGGUGGCAUCACUCAACAGAUUGGCGCCACGAACGUUCCCUUGGAUACCAUCGUAGAACAGACCAAGAUGGUCAAAAACUUUGACAGAGAGAACAUUAAGGUACCUGGAAUGCUUAUUAUCGACACACCUGGGCACGAGUCCUUUAGUAACCUGAGAAACAGAGGCAGUUCCCUGUGUGACAUUGCCAUCCUGGUAGUGGACAUCAUGCAUGGCCUAGAGCCUCAGACACUGGAGUCCAUCAACCUCCUCAAAGAGAAGAAAUGCCCCUUCAUCGUCGCCCUCAACAAGAUCGAUCGUCUGUACGACUGGAAGAAAAGUCCAGACACAGACGUGGUGACCACGCUGAAGAAACAGAAGAGGAACACCAAGGAUGAGUUUGAUGAGAGAGCCAAAGCUGUCAUCGUGGAGUUUGCACAGCAGGGACUGAAUGCUGCUCUUUUCUAUGAGAAUACCGACCCGCGUACGUUUGUGUCUCUGGUACCCACUUCGGCGCACACCGGGGACGGCAUGGGUAAUCUGAUCGCCCUGCUGGUGGAGCUGACCCAGACCAUGCUGGCACGCCGCCUGGCACAUUGUGACGAGCUCCGGGCCCAGGUCAUGGAGGUGAAGGCUCUGCCCGGUAUGGGGACUACGAUAGACGUAAUCCUGAUUAACGGUCGACUGAGGGAGGGAGAGACCAUCAUCGUUCCUGGGGUAGAGGGUCCCAUCGUCACCCAGAUCAGGGGGCUGCUCUUGCCCCCACCCCUCAAAGAGCUGAGGGUCAAGAACCAGUAUGAGAAGCAUAAGGAGGUGUCGACGGCCCAGGGAGUGAAGAUUCUGGGUAAAGAUCUGGAAAAAACGUUGGCGGGACUUCCCCUGCUCGUCGCCCAUAAAGAGGAUGAGAUUCCAGUGCUGAGGGAUGAGCUGAUUCGGGAGCUGAAACAGACCCUUAACUCUAUAAAGCUGGAGGAGAAAGGAGUGUAUGUCCAGGCUUCCACUCUGGGCUCUCUGGAGGCGCUGCUGGAAUUCCUACGUACAUCCAAAGUGCCUUACGCAGGCAUUAACAUUGGCCCUGUGCACAAGAAGGACGUCAUGAAAGCAUCCACUAUGCUGGAACACGACCCCCAGUACGCGGUGAUCCUGGCCUUUGACGUGAAGGUGGAGAGGGACGCUCAGGAGAUGGCUGACAGUUUGGGCGUGAGGAUUUUCAGUGCUGAGAUUAUCUAUCACCUCUUUGACUCCUUCACCAAGUACAGAGAAGACUACAAGAAACAGAAACAGGACGAGUUCAAGCACAUAGCAGUGUUCCCCUGUAAGCUCCGUAUCUUGCCUCAGUUCAUCUUCAACUCUCGAGACCCCAUCGUCAUGGGUGUGACCGUGGACGCCGGGGUGCUCAAACAGGGUACUCCACUCUGCGUGCCCAGCAAAGGCUUUGUAGACAUUGGCAUUGUGACCAGUAUUGAAGUAAACCAUAAGGGCGUGGACACGGCUAAGAAAGGGCAGGAGAUAUGUGUGAAAAUCGAGCCCAUUCCUGGAGAGUCGCCCAAGAUGUACGGCCGACACUUCGAGGCCACAGAUAUCAUCGUUAGCAAGAUUACGCGGCAGUCCAUCGACGCGCUGAAGAACUGGUUCAGAGACGAGAUGCAGAAAUCCGAUUGGCAGCUGAUCAUGGAGCUGAAGAAGACCUUUGAAAUCAUCUGAUCAGAAAAAAGACUGAAAUAGAUCCAUGUUUUCAGAUGGGCACUUACACAAACCCAGACAGACAGAAACACACACACACACAAACAUACACACACCCACCCACACACACACACACACAAUUUUCCUCAGAUCAUUUUUUGCGAUCAAGGAGUCAGUGUUGCUAAUUCAUGUGUGUAAAUUUCUCGCGUACAAACCCGAACCUCUUACUCUUAAAACCUUAAAACACACACACACACACACACACACACACACACACACAUACACACACACACACACACACACAUACACACACACACACACAUACACACAAAAUAUCAGGGGGAUGACAGCGCAGGAUCUAACACACACUCCCUCUUGUCCCCUCUCCCCUCCUCUUUCUGUGGGUGGGGAGCAUAGUGAUAUUAAAAAAAAAAAGGUUUAAAGAAAUCAAGGAAAAAAAAAAAAAGAUAGAAAAAAAAAGUGUUUUUCUGUGAGAAACGGAGCUAUUACCACUGUUGUAAACAGUGACCGCUAGAAAACUUUUACACACUAUUCCAAUGUGCCUGUUCUUCAGAUCUCUCAGUUGUUUUUUUUUUCUUUUUCCUCUCCAUUAUCACGGCCGUGACAGCCCCCCC
Messenger RNA from Chanos chanos (milkfish), 4353 nucleotides. It is a transcript of the gene eif5b, whose product is annotated as eukaryotic translation initiation factor 5B. Lineage: Eukaryota; Metazoa; Chordata; Actinopteri; Gonorynchiformes; Chanidae. The transcript has 24 exons. Gene Ontology annotation, biological process: translational initiation. Bases 50 to 3739 code for a protein of 1229 amino acids. Gene Ontology annotation, molecular function: GTP binding; translation initiation factor activity; GTPase activity. The record is from RefSeq and is a predicted model, not a curated record. Gene Ontology annotation, cellular component: mitochondrion; cytoplasm.